CAGCAGCAGCAGCAGCAGCAAACAGAAACAGCAGCAGCACAGGAGGGAAGGAGAGAAAGAGAAAGACAGAGAGGUAGAGUUUGGAGGGUGGGUUGUAGUCUCAGGAACAAAAGCUGCAGAAAAACCGCUUUCCAUAUCCACUAAAAGAACAACGGAGGAGUAAAACACGGAGGAGGAGGUAAUAGUAGUAGUGACAUACUAGCAGAAGAGAAGAAGCAUAUUGUAGUCAGUGAAGGCUGAAACCAAGGCUGCUCUCUUCCCUGCUCUCCAUGUUUUUGGGGACUCAGCGUACCAUUGCUUUCGUCUCCUAAUCCAGAGGAGGAUGUCUGUGUCAGGGAAGAAGGAGUUUGACGUGAAACAGAUCCUCCGGCUCCGCUGGCGCUGGUUCAGCCAUUCAUCCCAAGGCUCUGCUGGUAAUGGAGGGGGUGGUGUUGGUGGCGUGGGAGGCUUCAUCCAGCAGGAUGGCUUGGACCACAGAGGAACAGCUGUCCAGGGAAGGCUGAAGAGCCACUCACGGGAAAGAGGCGUUGGAGGACUACGAAAGACUAACAGCCCGGUCCACAGCAUCUUGGCGCCAAUGCCAGGCCCCACUCCAGUCUAUGUCAGAACGGGUCAUCAAUCAUGGCAUCAUCAGCCGAGCACGAUCCAAGGCCUCCAGGUCAGUGAGGAGUCUUCAAAGAGCAGUUCCUCUCCCAGCGCCACAAGGAAAGAGGAAACAAAACCUGGCCAGGAAGAUGUGAAAAGCUGCACAGAGGAACCUGCAGAGGUGGAGGCAAAAGAGAGGUUGGUUCUGAGCAAUUUCUCCAGAAUGAACUCCUCUGACGAGUUUUUCCAGGCUGCAAAUCAUGCAGAGCAGACCUUUCGUAAAAUGGAGACCUACCUCCAGCACAAGCAGCUGUGUGAUGUUCUAUUAAUCGUAGGAGAUCACAAGAUACCAGCUCACAGACUGGUCUUGAGUGCUGUUUCGGACUACUUUGCCGCAAUGUUCACCAGUGAUGUCAGAGAGGCAAAGCAAGAGGAGAUAAAGAUGGAGGGAGUUGAUCCCGAGGCCCUCAGAUCCCUGGUUAAUUUUGCUUACACAGGUGUCCUUGAGCUGAAAGAGGAGACCAUUGAGAGUUUAUUAGCGGCCGCUUGCCUCCUCCAGCUUUCACAAGUCAUCCAGGUCUGCUGUAGCUUCCUCAUGAAACAGCUUCAUCCCUCCAAUUGCCUUGGAAUACGAUCCUUUGCGGAUGCCCAGGGCUGUGUGGACCUGCUGAAUGUGGCUCACAACUACACCAUGGAACACUUCCUGGAGGUCAUUCAGAACCAGGAGUUCCUGCUGCUCCCCACGGCUGAGAUUGUUAAGCUGCUCUCCAGUGAUGACAUCAACGUUCCUGAUGAAGAAACAAUCUUUCAAGCUCUGAUGAUGUGGGUGAGAUAUGAUGUCCAGCAUCGACAACAGGACCUUGGGGUCCUUCUGGCCUACAUCCGCCUGCCUCUUUUACCCCCACAGCUUCUGGCAGACCUGGAAAACAACAAGAUGUUCUCUGAUGAUCUGGAGUGUCAAAAGCUGCUGAUGGAGGCCAUGAAAUAUCAUCUGCUGCCUGAACGACGUCCCAUGUUUCAGAGUCCAAGAACCAAACCAAGAAAAUCCACCGUGGGUGCCCUUUAUGCUGUGGGAGGGAUGGAUGCCACCAAAGGCUCUACCACCAUUGAGAAGUACGACUUACGAACAAACACCUGGGUCCAGGUUGGAGUCAUGAAUGGCCGGCGGCUCCAGUUUGGCGUGGCAGUGAUAGACAACAAGCUGUAUGUAGUGGGAGGGAGAGAUGGCCUGAAAACGUCUAACAUGGUGGAAUGCUACAAUCCUAUCAGCAAGGUGUGGUCCACCAUGCCCCCAAUGUCAACACACAGACACGGACUCGGCAUUGCUGUGCUCGAGGGGCCCAUGUAUUCUGUGGGAGGACAUGAUGGCUGGAGUUAUCUCAACACAGUGGAGCGGUGGGACCCACAGGCCAGGCAGUGGAACUAUGUGGCCAGCAUGUCGACUCCACGGAGCACUAUGGGAGUCACAGCUCUCAAUGGAAAACUGUUUGCAGUUGGUGGUCGUGAUGGCAGCUCGUGUUUGAGGUCGAUGGAAUGCUUCGAUCCGCACACCAACAAGUGGAGCAUGUGUGCACCCAUGGCGAAGAGGAGAGGAGGUGUGGGUGUAGCAACCUACAACAACUUCCUGUAUGCUGUGGGAGGACAUGACGCCCCCGCUUCCAACCACUGUUCGAGACUCUCUGACUGUGUUGAGAGGUAUGAUCCAAAGACAGACACGUGGACCACUGUGUCGUCACUCAGCGUUCCCCGGGAUGCGGUGGGGGUUUGCCUGCUGGGUGACCGGCUUUACGCAGUGGGUGGAUACGAUGGCCAGUCAUAUCUGAAGACUGUUGAGUCCUAUGAUGCACAGAACAACGAGUGGACUGAGGAGGUCCCUCUCAACAUUGGAAGGGCGGGCGCCUGUGUGGUUGUGGUAAAACUGCCUUGAGCGUUUUGUCGCACUACAGCAUGAAGAGCAAACGAGAGCGGCACGCGGAGUGGACAAACAAAACAACAAAUUGAGGACACAUCCUCUGAGAGUCAUGUUUUCAUUUUUUCUCUACUUUAACUCUGCUCUCCAGAUUUUUCAGAGGAAAACACAGAGAGGGUUUUUCCCACAAACCAUUGUUCCUAUCAUUAGUGGACAUAUCUGCCCACUAGGGAGGAUUUGUUCUGAAACUGGAAUGCAAUGCACACUCUUGACAUUCUUGACCGAUCAAGAAUUUUCAUAGACUUACUAAGCUGUAAGAAACCAGCAUCAAAGCUUUGUUGUACUUGUUUGUUGCAAUAAUUUCAAGAAACUUAUUUCAGUGUUGUAAAGUAAAAAAAAAAAAGCUAAGAGUUACAUUUUCAGAUAAUAAACCCAUCCCCAGUUUAGUUUACAAUUUUACAUACACAUUUAUUACUAGUGCCAUUCCAUACAGUAUAUUUUGGGCUUGGUAUGUCUCUUAAUAGCUUCUAUAAGAAGAAUUUCUGUAAUGCUGUACCAGUGUCUUUGAUAUGAACAUUGAGGCUGCUGAGUUUGCCUGGCUGGUAUGAAGUUAUAAAGAAAAAGCCUGUAGCCACUGAACACCAAAGUCAUGCACCUGUCUUGGAAGUCUUGUAACACAUUACGCAAAGGUUUACAAGUUUGUGAAUCACUGAAAAAUAUAUCAUAUUGAUAUUUCACACUGCUGUACAGAUUUUUGUCAACUUGCUGAUACCACAUUUGUAUGUAAAACAUCAUGCUCAAACCAACCAGUACCUUCUGAUGAGUACAGACUGCAUUAUUCUUUUGGCUUUACUCCUGGAGUUGCUAGCAGAACAGUUGUUUAGAUUCACACAAUUAAUGCGUAUAUACAAAAAGAUGAUUUUACUGCCCCAUUGCUCAUGUUUGUUAUCCUAUCUUAAACAGCUGAACCUUUGGAUUACCCUUUGGUAACACCAACAUAACCUGUGGAACCAGAUGCAUCGAUGUGAAUCUAACAGCUAUUGUUAUACAUUUUUACAUGCUGCACAAAGAGACCUGAUUUCCACAGCAGUUUUUACAUUUGUAGUUUGAUGACCUGCUCGAGAAAAUGAAAUAAUACUAGUUUUGUUCACAAAAACCUAUUUCUAACUGUAAUUGAAACACAUCUGGUGGCCAAAUGUUACCUUACAUGUUUUUAUCAUAAUUUUGUACAGCAUGAAAACCGAGAAAUAAAAUGACUUCAGUCCUCUCUGCAUGAUCAAAUCCAUGUUUUCAGCUGUGCGCGUAUGGUUUAGAUUCUUUAAUUCUCUUUUGUGUGCUGUGGGCAAACAUAACUGGCUCCGUAUCUAAACAUGCUCGGACACCAACCAUCAAGUCAGUAUUAACCAUAGUUUUGUUCUCAUUGCAGCAGCCCUUUCUUUGUUGGUAUCACUGUUUUUCUGCUCUCUCACCAACAGACUGCAUACCAAUUGCUUCUGCUGCACUUAAUUUUUUUACCCACUUUUUGUUUACCCUCUAAAUAGCUUCCCUUCUUCACCCUCCUCCAACUUGUUUGGU
Menidia menidia (Atlantic silverside) is the source of this 4069-nucleotide messenger RNA. The record is from the annotation of a GenBank genome assembly. Lineage: Eukaryota; Metazoa; Chordata; Actinopteri; Atheriniformes; Atherinopsidae.